GACGCUACAGGGGUGACAUGGUUGCCGGUCGGUGUUGGUGGAGGACGGUGAGAGAAGCCGCGUGAGUGGCGGCGCGAGCCGGGUACCGCUGAUGGUUACUGUUUAAAAGGUGGAUGGCGCUAACGUGCUCGAGAGAAGGCUGUGACUUUCUGCUAGAAUAAUAAAAAAAAGACAAUGUCGUCUUACAAACCAACCGUUAUUCAGACCUAUCCAAAACUUGGCAACAAGGUCACACAGGACACGUUAUACUGGAAAAAUUAUAAGAGUCCUGUUCAAAUAAAAGAGUUUGGUGCUGUGACGAACAUAAAUUUUUCUCCAAUUGCUCCCUACAAUUAUGCAGUAACUGCUUCUACAAGGAUCAACAUAUAUGGUCGAUAUUCUCAAGAACCCUUAAAAACAUUUUCCCGAUUUAACGACACAGCAUAUUGUGGUACAUACAGAAGUGAUGGAAGGCUGCUUGCUGCAGGCAGUGAGGAUGGUAUUGUUCGCCUCUUUGAUGUUGCUGGCCGAGCAGCCCUUAGACAAUACAGUGGCCACACUAAAGCAGUUCAAGUCACUGCAUUCACCGUUGACAAAUAUCAUUUGAUGUCUGGAUCAGAUGAUUAUUCAGUCCGGCUUUGGGAUAUUCCAAGCACAACAGAACUUCACUGCUUUAAAGAACACACUGAUUAUAUACGAUGUGGUUGUACCAGCAAUUUGAAUGCAGAUCUCUUUGUUACAGGUUCGUAUGAUCAUACGGUGAAGGUGUUUGAUGCCCGAGUGGAUAAAAGUGUAAUAACUAUGGAACAUGGACAGCCAGUAGAGAGUGUGUUGCUUUUUCCAUCAGGUGGACUGCUUGUAUCAGCAGGUGGGCGGUAUGUUAAAGUCUGGGAUAUGUUGAAAGGAGGACAGCUGCUGGUUUCAUUACGAAACCACCACAAGACCGUCACCUGCUUAUGUCUAAGUAGCUCAGGACAGAGGCUCCUCUCAGGCUCUCUUGAUAGGCAUGUGAAAAUCUACAGUACAUCAACAUACAAAGUAGUCCACAGUCUGGAUUAUGCAGCAGCCAUUCUGAGCUUGGCUUUAGCUCCUGAAAAUGAAGCCAUUGUUGUUGGAAUGACUAACAGUGUCUUGAAUAUUCGUCAUCGAAAGCACAAUGAAAAUAAGCAAGAAAAAAAGAAAAAGGGACCGUCUUACAGAUUUUUCAUAAAAGGAAAAGAUUACAAGCCAAAAAAGGGUGAUCUUUUUGUCAGUAAGCCAGUGAAAUUUCACCUGAAGAAGUACGAUAAGCUAUUGAAAAGUUUCCAAGUUUCUCUUGCACUUGAUGCUGUUUUGGAGACAAAUGUCAGGGUAAAGACGCCAGAGAUUACCACAGGGGUAAUGCAAGAACUUAACCGCCGAGGAGUACUUCAAAAUGCACUUGCAGGAAGAGAUGAAAAACAGCUCAGCGUUCUCCUUAGCUUCCUUAUCAGGAACGUUGUUGAUCCAAGGUUUACAGCUGUUCUAGUACAUGUUGCAGAGAUUGUUGUUGAUAUUUAUAGUUCUGUGAUUGGUGAGUCACCACUGGUUGAUAAUCAGUUCCUGAAGCUGCAAGACCUCAUAGAGAAAGAGAUUGAUUAUCAGGAAGAACUGCUUGAAGUCCUUGGAAUGAUGGACACAAUAUUUGCAACAAUGACAACUAAAAAGGAUGCUGUUGUUUCCAGAAAUCAAAACUGUGCCUUAAUUGCUGGACCUGAGGAAGAACCAAUGGUACUUGCCUGAAAUCAAAGCUCUUCACUAACAUCAUAAACUGGAUUAGGCACACUUGCACAUAAAUCUGUAUAAUCCCCAGGCAAGUGAAGGUAAAUUUUGCAAAUGUGAAUGGAACAUUUACCUACGCAUUUGCUAUUCUGUUAUAACCAGAAACAAAUUUGGGGUGAUAUAGUGUGUGUGGCUGGAUACAUAAACUUCUUAUUAGCUGAAUUUCUUUAGGGGAAUUAAUACUGUGAUGUUGUACAUGUUGAGGAAGUAAAGACUUUUUUCUCAUUUCUGCCAUCAAAACCUCGCCACUCUUAUUAAUGGACAUACAAAGAAAGAAAUGCAGAUUAAAAACUAGAGAUAUGAGUAUUCUGCAAAAUUGAUCUUUUAAUUCAGAGACUUGAAUUUUGUAUCAAGGAAACUAAAUAUUGAUCAUGGUGGAAAAGUAAAGCUUUUGACUUCAGUGUGCUUCAUUUUCGCAGUACAGUAUUCCUGUCUGAUGGCCUCCCUCUGGAAGACCAUAUCCAUUUUGUAUGUUAUUUAUAUUGACCUUUUCACAAGAAGGAGGAAUAUUUUAUAAAAUCAGCUUUUUAUGACCAGCGUAGGAAGUUAAUAAUGUUUGUUAUAAGGUGAAUGUUAUAAGUUUAUUCAUGUAUUAUCCACAUGGAAGCAUAUUUUUAUAUCACAGUAUUGGACCUUCAAGGUCAAGAAAAUCACAGGAUAUCACAAGAUAGCCAAUGGUAAUAAGGUGUUAGGAAAACUAUAAUUGGCUUCACCCUUCAUGAUCAAGCAAUAGGAAAAAGUGGCAUUGUUGUUACUGGUAUUUGCUAUCCAUUAACUGCAGUUGAAGUGAAUAUCUGGUGAAGCAAUUAAACAAUCCUGUUAUCUCAUUUGUUGGUACCUACUGCAUGAGUCCAUAUUUAGAUGAGUCAGUCAUUAAAGAAAAUGAUGGAAUCAGCCCUCACACUAUAAGUUCUAUUUUGCAAAAUAGAAGUGAGAUAAAUGAAAUGAAAUGAAAUUUGGGAAGGAUGAAAAUUAACAUUAGCUAUUGAUAAUAGCAAACUUGGUGACUCAAUUAGAAAAGUGGAUUCACAUAGCAGAGUGAUAAUUUGACAGUUGAUACUACAGGAUACUAAGUGUCUGAAAGUAGUCAUUACAAUCAGAAUGUUAAUUAGUUAAAUAUUAAACCACUAAAGUGGUUACUCCAUAAGUAACCAUAACCUUAGCAAAGGUUGUUCCAUAAGUAUUAAGGAAGUAAUUGUCAUUGAUUGAGUGCAGUCGGAUGGUAAAGGCUUUAUGUGUGCUGUCUUUAAUGUUGAAGUCAAACUGCCCAGUGCAGACAUUUCGAUUUCAGUUUAGUGUUAACAAUUUUUUAUAAAAAAUCAGUAGCAUUGGCAAUUGGGCAUGUGAACUAUGGCUUUCAAAACUGAAGCUCUGAUUCAGAAAGGGCUCUUUUAAUAUUUUUUCAGUUUUCUAUGGCAAGACAUGCAAUGAUUACAUCUUUGUUUCUGGCAUCUCUUUUCACGGUUAGAUGGUGCAAAGGUGUUUGUUUGAUUUGUUAUCUUGGUUACACAGCAUGUGGUCAUAGGAAGAUGAGUAGGCCAUUCAGCCUGACGAGCCUGCUAUACCAUUUAUUGUGAUCAUGGCUGAUUGAGUGUUCUAUGGCAAUAAUAUAUUGCCUGAGAUAAGGAGAUUAAAACUUGCAGUUUGUCAGGUGUACUUGAAUCAAUUUCCCAUAUGAUUGAAGCAAUUUUUUACUUCCAUACUUGAAUCCGUUUGAAUCCACUCCAUUCAUUUUCCUAAUAGCUUGUUGGACCUGUAAACUAUAAUAGAGCCUAGUAAUGAGAGGUAGAAACACUGAAUCAUUGCCAUUCUGCUCUUUGAAAUACAAUUAUGGUGGAAUAGAGGUUGCAAACUGAUAUUUUUUAAAAAAUUGUUAGAAUGUUGUGGAAUACUUCAGUGUGAGUUUCAAAUGAGUUCAGAUCAUACCUUACAAAGUGCAUAAGGGUAAUAGAACAGGAGUACACUGUUACGACUGUAGAGAAGGUGCAUAAACAGCAAGGACGUUAAAUUUGAAUUUUGAGAGGUCCAUUCAGAAGUGGGGGAGAAGUUGUUCUUGAAUCUAUUGGUGCGUGUGUUUAAGCUUUUGUACCUUCUGCCUGAUGGAAGAGAUUGGAAGAGAUUAUAACUGGGGUGGGAGUGGUCUUUGAUUAUGUCGGCUGCCUUUCUGACUUAGCAAGAAGUAUGGAUGGAGUCAAUGGAUGUAAGGUUGGCUUGCAUGAUGGAUUGAGCUGUGUGAAGACCAGUUAAGAUCUCAUUUGGUAAAAAUGCAUCAUCUUACACUGUCAGUAACUUUAUUAUUCAUCCCCUGAGCUUCCAAAUUUAGCUUCUGUAUGGUUUCUGAGUCUACUGCUUUUGUACCUUUUAUAUAUUAUACUAAGCUCUCUGAACACACUCUGCAUUUUGAAAUAUCUUUUCUAGCUGUGUGCAUUUGAUUUUUAAAUCACUGACUUUUAUAAUGAUCCUGUAAGUAUCUUCUUUAAAUUUCAAAAUUCAGAUCUUAGAUGCAGGAAUUCAUGCCUCACUCUACUGUAUUACCAUUGAUGCUUUAUUGUUGCCAUAGUGUCUGUUUCAAAAUUGAUCUGUGAUUCAGCCGUAUCCACAAAUAUUAUGUCACUGGAACAUGACUUAUCUAUUCUACAGUUUUAACUUUAUAGUUUAACAAUCUAUUUCCUUGUUUACGGCUCUGCAUUGUUGGGUAUGUUAAAUGAGAUGAAUAAGUCUCCCAGAUAUCUUUCUAUUUCAUUUUUCAUUAUUUCAUUGUAUUCAAUGAAAAAUAAAUGCAGAACAAGAUUUGGCCCAUUGAGUCUGCCCUACCAUUCAAUAAAUCAUGACUAACUGAACACUUAAAUGCCUUCACUCUAUCCCUGUAAUCCUGUAUGCCACUCGUAAUCAGGAAUUAUCAUUCUCUAAACAUACUUAAAGACUGAGCUUCUACAUCCCUCUAACACAAAGAAGUUACCACCUUCUGAGUAAAAGGAAAUAUCUUCAUCUUGAAUCUAAGUAGUACCUUCCUUAAUUUUACAUUGUGCUCCUGGCUGUAGAUUCCCUUGGCUGUAUUUUUUAGCUUUCAAUGAGGCCAACUCAUUCUUUGAAAUGUGACACAAUACAGGCCCAGUUUGACCAAUCUCUGACAGACCUGCCAUCCUGGGAAUACGUCCUGGUCAACUUUAGCUACACUCCGUCAAAUGCAAUAAUUUUCUUGAAAUAAGGAUAACAAAAUUGCGCACACUGCUUCAGGUGUGUCCUAACCACCGCCUGCAUGACUGAUGACGUAAUGCAUUGGUACUUGUCAAAUGAAACUCCCUGUGGACAGGGGUGUGGGUGUUCUUUGUCUUAAAAGUCCUGAAAUGUUACUGAGCACUGUCAUUGUUAGCGACCCAGAGAAGCAAGCAGUGAGCUUGAAUUACCAGCUACCUGCCCCCGAGUUUCAUCUUCAGAAUUAUUGCUGUCUAGUUUCUCUUUGGGAGAAUAGGAAAUUGCAUAUCAGUGAGGUGGGAUUAGACACUGAUGGCAUGCAAAUACAUGCAGAUAUGCAGCAAGCUGCUCAUUAGGAAGAAUCUCAUCUGGCCAUUCAAAGCAUGGUUGUAUAAUUGGAUGUGAUUCAGGGACUGGGAAAAUCCCAUAUUGUCUUUGAUCUCCAUUCCCAAGCUGUCUCCUCUAAUCAUUGAAUUCAUCCUUCUCCUUGGUGAGUGUCUGAAACUAAACCAAACUCCUCUCAACAUUGCAAUCAUACUCUAUCCCGAGAUGAGCUUAAAACUGUAUGUUUGCCUCGUUAACCCAGUGAAUUCUUGCUACAAAACAUCGCCUAACAUCAUUCAUUCCCUAACACAUCAGCUGCUGAACCCGAAUUCAAUUUUCCUGUUAUCUCUAGGCUUGAUUAUUCUAACCUUGUUUGUGUUGGCCUCCCACAUUUUGUCCCCUGUAAACCUGAGAUCACCUCAAUCUCAGAUCUUGGAUUUACAUCAACCCUGUGACUUACAUUUCUUUGUAGCUCAGUGCCUAAAUCUACUUUAUAAUGCUACUGUGAACCUUGAGAUGUCUAUUAUAUUGAUGUUACUGUAUAAAUAUAAACUGUUUACUACAGAGUAAAUUGCCCAAGGAAAAUAUUAUGACUAAAUAAACUUGUAUAUUCACUGUUAAACUAUUCACAUUGGUAUUCUAUGUGAGCAUCAGUAUUGUUGGAUUGGUAAUAUCUCUUUUCAAAUAAAACAAAAUAUAUGCUUAUUAUAUAAGAACAAAGUGAAGAAAAAAAAGCAGGUUUAUGCAAUUGGCCUAAUUGGGUCUAUUCUGCUGUUGAUUAAGAUAAUUGUUAACUACCCACCUGAGUUCCACAUUUCCACACUAUCCCCAUAGUCCAUUGAUUCCUGGUGUAUCUGAAACCUUUAUUUUUGAGUGGAGACAUUUAUCUCUAAAUGGACUGCCACAUAAUAUAACAUUGUGAACUCUAGGUCUAGUACUAGCCUUUUAAAAUUUGUAUCCAAGUGUGUAAAUGAAAGGGUUAACUUUGCAGUCUAUAAUAAAUUAUG
Molecule: messenger RNA, 6305 nt
Organism: Hemiscyllium ocellatum (epaulette shark)
Lineage: Eukaryota; Metazoa; Chordata; Chondrichthyes; Orectolobiformes; Hemiscylliidae
Gene: utp15
Product: UTP15 small subunit processome component
Exons: 13
Coding region: 175-1740 (521 amino acids)
Biological process (GO): rRNA processing; positive regulation of transcription by RNA polymerase I
Cellular component (GO): nucleolus
Molecular function (GO): protein binding
Source: RefSeq, a predicted model, not a curated record